AUGGCGACGCGACAGGUCAAGCUUGUGGUGGUGGGUGACGGAGCUGUGGGCAAGACAUGCCUGCUCUUGAGCUACGCCACCAACGGCAUGCCAAAGACCUACGAGCCGACGAUCUUUGACAACUUCGUAGUCCAGCUCUCGGCUAAUGGUGAGUCGCUCGAGCUGUCGCUCUGGGACACGGCCGGCCAGGAGGACUUCGACCGGCUGCGCCCGCUCUCGUACGGAAACACCGACGUCUUCCUCCUGUGCUUCUCCGUCGUCGAUCCGGUUUCCUUCGACAACGUCUUAGACAAGUGGCUUACGGAGCUGCGUCACUACUGCCCUUCGGCGGCAAUCAUCCUCGUGGGCACCAAGUCGGACCUUCGGCAGGACGGCACCACCUUGGAAGCGCUCAAGCGACGCGGCCAAUCGCCAGUGUCGGUCGAGCAGGCCGAGGCGGGCGCACGCAAGAUGCGGGCCGUGACGUACGUCGAAUGCAGCGCCAUCACCGGGCACAACCUCAAGCACACCUUCGACGAGGCCAUAAAGGCCGUUCUCCUCGGCAAGCGGAAUCGGGGUACCGAUAAGAAGAAGUGCCUCGUCAUGUAA
Messenger RNA from Acanthamoeba castellanii str. Neff, 588 nucleotides. RefSeq names its product cell division control protein 42, putative. The record is from RefSeq and is a predicted model, not a curated record. Gene Ontology annotation, biological process: establishment or maintenance of cell polarity; small GTPase-mediated signal transduction; actin filament organization. Gene Ontology annotation, cellular component: cytoskeleton; cell projection; plasma membrane. Gene Ontology annotation, molecular function: GTPase activity; protein kinase binding; GTP binding. NCBI's taxonomy places the organism in Eukaryota, Discosea, Longamoebia, Acanthamoebidae. The transcript has a single exon. Bases 1 to 588 code for a protein of 195 amino acids.